This is a messenger RNA of Trichomonas vaginalis G3, 741 nucleotides long. Its product is annotated as methylated histone binding. Lineage: Eukaryota; Parabasalia; Trichomonadida; Trichomonadidae. Gene Ontology annotation, cellular component: pericentric heterochromatin. Gene Ontology annotation, molecular function: chromatin binding. Gene Ontology annotation, biological process: negative regulation of transcription by RNA polymerase II; chromatin organization. The coding region runs from base 1 to 741 and encodes 246 amino acids. The record is from RefSeq and is a predicted model, not a curated record. The transcript has a single exon.
AUGGAUCAUAAAAACCAGGAGAUGCUCAGUGAUAGUUCAUCUGAUACUCCAGAAGGAGAGUAUUCAGUAGAGGCCAUUAAAGAUCAUCGAAUUAGAAAGAAUAAGGCUGAAUUUUACAUCAAAUGGAAAGGAUAUCCAGAUGAUCAAUCAACAUGGGAGCCUUUAUCGAAUCUUGAAGGUGCCCAAGAACUCCUUUUCGAGUACUGCAAUUCAAAGAACUUACUUGACUUGCUUUCAAAGCCAGAAAAACAUGAACACAAAAAAACUCCAAAAGCUAAAAAAGAAAAGAAAGAAAAACCAAAAACACCUGUAAAAGAAGUGAAAAAAGAAACACCAGAAGUACAAGAAGUAACUAUACCAGCUGAAACUAAACCAGAAGUUCAAACUCCAGUUCAAACAAAACCAAAAACUACAAUUAAACCAGUUUACGCUGACCCACUUGACCAAGAGCUUCUGAAUUAUGAAGAUGAGGAUGUUAUCGAAGUAUCCCCUGCUAGAAAACCUGCUACACAACCAAAACCUCAAGAACAUAAAAAAGAACAAAAAUCUGAAGACACUGAUAGCUAUAAAAUCAAGAUAUUAGCAGUCAGAAAAGAUGAUAAGGGAAAUCUUACAUUUGCUGUUCAAAAACAUGACCAAAUUAUGUUAUUAACAAAUGAAAAGAUGAAAAAGAAAUACAUCAGAUCAUUAUUAAGAUUUUACGAAUCUAAUAUCGAAUUUGGAGAAGAAUACGAACUCUAA